GAGCUAAUUAUCAAUGAGAUUCUAGUGAUGAGGGAAAACAAGCACCCCAACAUUGUAAACUAUGUAGACAGCUAUUUAGUUGGUGAAGAGUUGUGGGUUGUGAUGGAAUACUUAGCAGGAGGAUCAUUAACAGAUGUGGUGACAGAAACAUGUAUGGAUGAGGGACAGAUAGCAUCUGUAUGUAGAGAGUGUUUACAGGCCCUUGAUUUCCUACACAGUAAUGGUGUCAUUCAUAGAGAUAUAAAGAGUGAUAAUAUUCUUUUAGGAAUGGAUGGACAGGUCAAACUGACUGACUUUGGCUUCUGUGCUACCAUAACACCAGAGCAGAAUAAACGUUCUACCAUGGUAGGAACACCAUACUGGAUGGCUCCUGAAGUUGUUACAAGAAAACAGUAUGGACCAAGGGUGGACAUCUGGAGUUUAGGUAUAAUGGCAAUUGAAAUGGUUGAAGGGGAGCCACCAUACCUGAAUGAAAAUCCAUUAAGGGCAUUAUAUUUGAUCGCUACAAAUGGUACCCCAGAGCUGGCUCACCCAGAAAGACUGUCUCCAGUAUUUAAAGACUUUCUUGCACAGUCAUUAGAAAUGGAUGUAGAAAAGAGAGCUUCAGCUAGAGAGCUUCUACUCCACCCAUUCCUUAAACAAGCCAAGCCUCUAGCAAGCCUGGUACCUCUCAUAUUAGCAGCCAAAGAGGCCACAUCUAGAAACACCUAACAACCAAGCUAGGAGUAAUAAUUCAUUAUAUUGUAUGAUGAUAAUUAAUAUUUACAAUAACAAAGGCUUCCCAGAGUCAAUCGAUUAGGCAAUGGCGACAAUACCGACAAAACCAUUUUGAUUGUGUUGAAUUUUAGUGCUUUAAAAGUUCUGUUGACAAUGAGAUCUUUUAAGGAAAUGUAAUUGCCAAAAGCAGAAAUUUAAAAUUUUAUUUUUAUUGUAGGUUUUUUCAUACUUUUAUUAAUUUCAACUGACAGUCAGAAGCCUCGAACAGACAGACAUUGUUACGAAGGUUUGAAGGUCAUUUGAGUGAGAUGGCUAACAUGAUUAUGUAAAUUUUUAUUGAAUUAACAUUUUUUAUAACUUAACGGUGCCACACAAGAGUGCCGUGCUUAAAAUUUCUUGAUAAAAAAUGUCAAGAUAGUGGAAGGCUUGUUUGCUAGUAAGAAACAUCUACUCAUAAUUAAAAUCUAAUUUUCCAUUUGGACUCUUCAUUAUAAGCCAAAAUAUAUUCUAGGGAGAAUAGAUAAGGAUCCCUUGCUCUUGCGCCUGCAGGGAAUUCUUGAUUCAGUCUAUAAAAAGCAAUUUGGGAAUAAACAUAGAAUUCCAUAGUUAAUCUUGGUUUUCAUAAAGCUAAAAAAGAAACCUUGAUCUUCCUUUUCCUAAGUAAACUUAAAGCUAGAUCUGAAGAAUCUUUAAUCAUUAUCGCAAUAUCGUUACACAAACCCCAGUUUGAAUUAUGCUGUUGGUAUCACAGGCAGCCCAAGCACUGCAAUACAGUGCUUAUGACAGCUCUGAAUGUGAGCAAUUAAUGGUCAAAAUUCAUACAAAACGACUUACCUUGAUAACUUGUUGUGUCUUUUAUUACUUGGCCGAGUUUAAAGACACAUUUUCACUGGGUUAUCGAAUUUUUUCCCUCCACUAUAAAUAUGCGUCCAAAUGUAUUCAAACUCGGCCAAGUAAUAAAAGACACAACAAGUUAUCAAGGUAAGUCGUUAUUAUUCAAAUAAACUGCAAUUUAAAGGAUUCGAAUUUUGACCGUUAAUCGCUCACAUUCAAAGCUGUUGUAAGCACUGUAUUACAGUGCUUGGGCUGCCUGUGUUGGUAUGAGCAAACCCAUGGCAUUUAGAUAAUCACUGUUGUGUUACUCUUUCUGUAUAAAGAGAGUGUACAUUCACUCAAUGUAAAACAUGACUGACCUUGAUCGUAAAGUAUUAGGGCAAAACUUGUCUUGCUUUCUUCUCUAAAGUAUUCUCUUUCUGUGAGAACGGCCUGAGUUAAAACUAACUAUAUUGAACCACAAAUAAAUCUGCUCACAUUUGACUUGUAAUUGGAAUACCAUAGAUUAUAUAUACAAAUAAAGUAUCUCAUUUCUUUGUA
This is a messenger RNA of Actinia tenebrosa (Australian red waratah sea anemone), 2091 nucleotides long. Its product is annotated as serine/threonine-protein kinase PAK 2. The record is from RefSeq and is a predicted model, not a curated record. Gene Ontology annotation, molecular function: ATP binding; protein serine/threonine kinase activity. NCBI's taxonomy places the organism in Eukaryota, Metazoa, Cnidaria, Anthozoa, Actiniaria, Actiniidae. Gene Ontology annotation, biological process: protein phosphorylation.